GUUUUGAAGAUUUUUUUUUUUCAAAAAAAAAUUAGAGCUUUGGUGCAUCAAAGGUAAGAGCUUUUCUAGACAAUUCCUUUUUCUUUGUUCCUUCUAAAGUGGGGGUUUUUGGGGGUCAAAUUUUCAUUACAUGUAUUAAGAGUAGGGAGAAAGGGGGGAGAAAAAAGAAAAGAAAUUAGAAUGUUUUUGAUGAUUCGGGGUUAGAGUUAGAAUCCAUGAGCCAUGUUGGAUCAGCGUAGCAUAGGAGUAGUAGCUUUGCUAUAUCUCUUGUUGUUGCUGUUAUUUGAGUUUACAUUUGAGCAACAAGUGCAGCAGCAGCAGCGGCUGAGUUCAGGCAUUGAGUUUACUGCUUUGUUUGAACUCAGGUCCUCUUUGGGGCUUAGAAGCAGAGACUGGCCUAGAAAAGUUGACCCUUGUGCCAGUUGGAACGGUAUAACAUGCGAGAAUGGCAGUGUUACUUCCAUUAACAUUUCCGGGUUUAGAAGAACAAGGAUUGGCAGACAAAACCCGCAGUUUGCCGUAGAUUCGCUUGCGAAUUUUACGCAUUUGGUUUCGUUUAAUGCUUCUAGAUUCUUGCUUCCUGGUUCCAUCCCUGAUUGGUUCGGCCAAAGGCUGUUGACAUUGCAAGUGUUGGAUCUCAGGUCUUGCAAUGUCUCAGGUGUUGUACCUUUGAGUAUUGGUAAUUUGACUAAUUUAACUGGUCACUUGUCUGAUAAUAGGCUGACCGGGCAGAUUCCUUCAACUUUGGGUUGGUUGUUACGCCUUUUACUUCUUGAUCUUUCCAAGAACUUGCUCACUGGAUCUAUUCCAUCAUCACUUUUUUCACUAAGGAAUCUUACAAGACUUGACAUUUCCUCGAAUAACUUAACGGGGUCAAUUCCUCCUGGUGUUGGAUCGCUUUCAAAGCUACAAAGUUUGAAUCUUUCGAGCAAUCGUUUAACGUCUUCAAUACCUUCACAACUUGGGGACCUUGAUAGCUUGGUUGACCUUGAUCUCAGCAGCAAUGGUUUGUCAGGGUCAGUGCCACCAGAUCUUAGAGGGCUAAGGAAUUUGCGGAGAAUGGUCUUCGGGAACAAUGGUCAGGGGUCUCUGCCGGUCGGGUUGUUCCCUGCCUCAAGUCAGUUGCAGGUUAUAGUUCUGAGAAACAAUAGUUUCAAUGGUACUGUUCCUGAAGUAUUAUGGUCAAUACGUGAGCUGAACCUGUUCGAUAUCUCCCAAAAUAAUUUCACAGGGCAGCUGCCUAAUUCUACUUUGAAUGAUAAUGCCACUGCUGCUGUACUUAACAUCUCACAGAACAAGUUUUAUGGAGGUCUCACAACUGUCCUUCGAAGGUUUAGGUCUAUUGACUUGUCUGGAAACUAUUUUGAAGGCACGGUUCCGGACUAUGUGCAGAACAAUGCGUUUCUUACUACUAACUGUCUCCAGAAUGUGUCAAGCCAGAGGACUUUAAUGCAGUGUGUAUCAUUCUAUGCCGAGAGGGGCCUGAGUUUUGAUAAUUUCGGACGCCCAAAUUCCACAGAACCUCCUGCAUCCGAAAGAGGAAGCAGCAACAGAAAGACAAUUAUAUUGGCUGCAGUCUUGGGAGGAGCUGGGCUUGUUGCGCUACUAAUCUUGCUGCUAUUGCUGGUCCUAUGUGUCCUUAAAAGGAGGAGCACAAGGAAUCAUAGAGGAGUUGACGUGGGAGCAGUUCCUGCUAAAGAUACACCUCCUUCACCGGGAGUUGAAAUUAAUUUUUCGAGUCUAGGUGAUCUAUUUGCCUACCAGCAGCUUCUUGAAGCCACUGGUGAUUUUACUGAUGCAAACCUCAUCAAGCACGGUCAUUCUGGUGAUCUUUUCAGGGGUAUCUUAGAAGGCGGGCUUCCUGUUGUCAUCAAAAGGAUUGAUUUGCAGUCGAUUAAAAAGGAAGCGUACCUUUCGGAAUUGGAGUUCUUUAGUAAAGUUUCACAUCCACGAAUCGUUCCUCUAUUGGGACACUGUUUAGAGAGAGAGAAUGAGAAAUUCUUGGUUUAUAAAUACAUGCCGAAUGGGGACUUGUCAAGUUCGUUGUACAGGAAAAAUAAUCCGGAGGAUGAUAGUUUACAGUCAUUAGAUUGGAUAACAAGAUUGAAAAUUGCUAUAGGAGCCGCAGAAGGCCUAUCUUAUCUGCAUCAUGAAUGUACACCACCCCUUGUCCACAGAGAUGUUCAAGCUAGCAGUAUACUUCUUGAUGAUAAAUUUGAAGUUAGAAUGGGGAGCCUGACAGAGGUCUGCGCACAUGAAGGUGAUGGUCAUCAAAAGAGGAUCACAAAAUUACUGCGGUUGCCACAGUCAUCUGAGCAAAGUUCUUUAGGUUCAUCUACAGCAAUAUGUGCCUACGAUGUGUACUGCUUUGGGAAAGUUUUACUUGGGUUGGUAACCGGUAAGAUGGACAUCGGUGCAUCGAGUGAUACCCAGAUGAAGGAAUGGUUAGAACAAACACUACUAUGCAUCAGUGUAUAUGAAAAGGAACUUGUGACGAAAAUUCUGGACCCAUCUCUUCUUGUGGACGACGAUCUGUUGGAGGAAGUCUGGGCCAUGGCCAUUGUUGCGAGGUCUUGUCUUAAUUCGAAACCUUCAAGACGGCCGCCGAUGAGAUAUAUUCUAAAAGCUUUGGAAAACCCUUUGAGGGUGGUUAGGGAAGACACUUCAAGUUCAGCAAGGCUUAGAACAACCUCCUCGAGAGGAUCUUGGAAUGCUUCUUUUUUCGGUAGCUGGCGUCAAAGCUCCUUGGACGUAGCCAAUAAUCCUGCAGCCUCCACUACUAAAGCUGAAGGGGGAAGUAGUUUCAAGCACUCGGUAACAACGGGUUCACAGGGCAGCGCUCAGAAUGGUGGAGGUGACCAUUCUUCUUCACGUAGACGGCAUUCAAGGGAGAUAUGCCCGGAGCCACCUGAGCCACAACAAGAUAUAGAACGGCAGGAUCACUACUAGCAGAGAGGUUAAAUUGUUAUUCUUUCUUAAUAAGACGACAGGCUUCCCAUUCGAGUGCCUGCUUUGGUUGAGCACCCGAUGAAGCCCUUCAUAGGUAAAUAGGAUUUCCAAGGUGAUAUUUUUGCAUCGCAUCGGAAGGGCUCCUAGGAUGCACAAAUCUUCGUAAGAUAUUUAUUAAAACAACAGAGUUUCGUGUAGUCGAUCCCGUGGACAGCGUGAUGGGGGAACCAUUGACAAGCAGUGGUUCGAAUUUGUUUGACAGCUUGUUUCAGGGUAAGAGCAAGCUACAGUUUUUAUGCGAUUUGAGUUUGUGUUUGUGGUCCUUUUGUGAAAUGUAAAUUGUAAUUCUCUAGGAUUGCUUCAUUCAAGAUCAGAUUUUCAGCUGUUCUGGGGAAAAAAUGACAUGAAAAUCA
Hibiscus syriacus is the source of this 3362-nucleotide messenger RNA. Its product is annotated as probable LRR receptor-like serine/threonine-protein kinase At2g16250. The record is from RefSeq and is a predicted model, not a curated record. Gene Ontology annotation, cellular component: plasma membrane. Gene Ontology annotation, molecular function: protein kinase activity; protein binding; ATP binding. Gene Ontology annotation, biological process: protein phosphorylation; hormone-mediated signaling pathway. NCBI's taxonomy places the organism in Eukaryota, Viridiplantae, Streptophyta, Magnoliopsida, Malvales, Malvaceae.